ACUUCUCUCCAAGUGGAUGAGGAACCACUAGACAAUCAUACCACAGUAACAGAGUUCAUUUUCUUGGGCUUCACAGACAAUCCACGGCUAGAAAUUGCCCUCUUUGUGGUGUUUUUCUUCAUUUACCUGGCAAAUGUGUUGGGAAAUGUGGGCAUGAUUUUCCUGAUCAUCGCUGAUGAGCAGCUCCACACACCCAUGUAUUUUUUCCUUUGCCACCUCUCGUUAGUGGACCUGGGCUACUCUACCGCCAUUGCCCCACGCAUGCUGGCUGACUUCCUACGCCAACGCAAAGUCAUCUCCUUCUCCAGCUGUGCUACACAAUUUGCAUUUUUUGUGGGCUUUGUGGAUGCUGAAUGCUAUGUCUUAGCUGCCAUGGCAUAUGACCGCUACAUGGCCAUCUGCCGACCUCUCCAUUAUACCACAGUCAUGUCAAAGCAAGUCUGUCUGGUAUUGGUGAUUGGUUCCUAUGUAAUCGGUCUUAUAAGCUUGGUAUCCCACACCAGCUUGACUUUCAGCUUGAAUUUCUGUGGUUCAAACAUCAUCAACCAUUUCUUCUGUGAGAUCCCUCCACUCCUAGCAUUGUCUUGCUCUGACACUUAUGUGAGUGAGAUCCUCCUCUUCAGCCUCUGCGGCUUCAUUGAGUUGAGCACCAUCCUCAUUAUCUUGAUCUCCUACCUCUUCAUCUUUGUUGCCAUCUUGAGGAUCCGUUCUGCUGAGGGUAGACGCAAAGCAUUCUCCACCUGUGCUUCCCAUCUCACUGGGGUCACAUUGUUUUAUGGGACAGUUAUGUUUAUGUACUUGAGGCCAACAUCCAGCUACUCAUUAGACCAGGACAAAUGGGCCUCUGUGUUCUACACAGUUGUGAUCCCAAUGCUGAACCCCCUAAUCUAUAGCCUGAGGAACAAAGAUGUGAAGGAAGCUUUCAAAAGAGUUAUCAGCAAGAAAAUUUUAUCCCAGUAA
This is a messenger RNA of Euleptes europaea (tarantolino), 960 nucleotides long. Its product is annotated as olfactory receptor 1019. The transcript has 2 exons. NCBI's taxonomy places the organism in Eukaryota, Metazoa, Chordata, Lepidosauria, Squamata, Sphaerodactylidae. The coding region runs from base 154 to 960 and encodes 268 amino acids. Gene Ontology annotation, molecular function: olfactory receptor activity; G protein-coupled receptor activity; odorant binding. Gene Ontology annotation, cellular component: membrane. Gene Ontology annotation, biological process: G protein-coupled receptor signaling pathway; sensory perception of smell. The record is from RefSeq and is a predicted model, not a curated record.